AACCUGCAACACGAAUGUCCUUCACGUUUCUACGGAUGGUGCGCUUCAUUUGUUUACCCCACUGCCAGGAAUAAUACUAGCAUUUAUUAGUAUUUUGUGCGCACAUUCAACCUAAUUCGUGGCCACAUAAUGACAAGUUUGACAAUCCCACACGUCGUGUCUGAGGUUUCGAAUUUAGGAACCGUUGCUGCACUUUCGCCACAUCGGCGCCUAAUCCACAUGAUGUUGAAGUCGGCGCGGGUGCAAACUCGGCAGGUUGUUCUGUCCAAAAUGGCGCUAUGUUUACGUGUGUGUCUUGUCGUGCAGUUAUGAUGGAGCAUUCUGCCGAUUUCAUUCACCGCCGGGGAUAACUUUAUCCACGCUUUCACAACGACAACACCCAACGAUCGAAUUUACCUUAUUGAAGGAUGCAGGCUGAGGCCACAGAUGCAUCCCUCAGUGAGGGCAUCCAGGCGCUUGGUGUAAAAGAGGCAGAAAAUAAAAAGGAAGCGUGCAAACAGGAGGAAGACGGCACAGAGCAACAAGAUGCUGAGAUGACCGAUGCACCGGUGGAGGACACUGGAACCACAGACGGCAAAGACCAAGACACUGUUGGGCUCGAGGGAGCCAAACACACAAACGCACCUCAGUCAGUCGCAGCGGUUGAGGACGAAGAAGGGCCGCGGGUGACAGACAAGGACGGCGAAUGGGAGCUGGCGUACAGCGACGAGGAAAUGGAGGACCCCAAGAACUGGAUGCCUCCUCCCGCUGAGAUCAAAAGACUCUAUGAGCUCCUGGCUAAGGGCGAGAUGCUGGAGCUCAACUUUGAGCCCCUUCCGCGGAGGCCGCCCACGCCCGAACGCACCCUUUCACCCGAAAGGGACGACGAGGAGGAUGAGGUGGAGGAGAGAGAGAGGAAAGAGAGGGAGCGCAAGCCUCCGAGUCCAACUGAGUUUGACUUCGACGAGGAGCAACAACUGCAAACCACCCCGAAAAAUUCUUUCAUUAACAGACGCAGAACACCAGGGUCGUCAGCUCGCUCCUCUGUGAAAAGGGAGGCCAGGCUGGACAAAGUGCUGUCAGACAUGAAGCGCCACCGCAAAAUCGAGGAGCACAUCAUGCGUACGGGGCGAGAUCUCUUCAAGAGCGAGAAGAAGCUGGAGGCGGCGCUGUCGCCCAACAGCCAGAAGGAGCGAGACAAGGAACGGGAGCGAGACAGCAACCCCAAUACCAUCUUCUCCCCCAGGCAGAGGAGAUACUGAACUCAUGUCCGCUGACUGUUCCGUCUGUACGUUUUCAAGGCGCUUUUUCUAAAGUUGAAUUUUUCUAACGUAACAAACUUUGUAUGUUUUCUAUGUUUUGUAUGAAGGCAAUAAACAUGCUAA
Messenger RNA from Phycodurus eques (leafy seadragon), 1364 nucleotides. It is a transcript of the gene pagr1, whose product is annotated as PAXIP1 associated glutamate-rich protein 1. The coding region runs from base 408 to 1241 and encodes 277 amino acids. Lineage: Eukaryota; Metazoa; Chordata; Actinopteri; Syngnathiformes; Syngnathidae. The transcript is spliced from 5 exons. The record is from RefSeq and is a predicted model, not a curated record.